This is a messenger RNA of Cetraspora pellucida, 138 nucleotides long. NCBI's taxonomy places the organism in Eukaryota, Fungi, Glomeromycota, Glomeromycetes, Diversisporales, Gigasporaceae. The record is from the annotation of a GenBank genome assembly.
CCUACACUGAAAGCCAAAUUAUCUCCUAUCUUGCAAAAAUUUUUUGACGCUAAAGCAACAAAAAAACUCACCUUUGCUGACAUUGGAAAGCAACUCGGCAAGGAUGAAGUUUGGGUUGCAUCUGUCUUUUAUGGCCAG